UGAUGUAAUAUUAUAUGUCCUUGACAAUAUCCGGCUUGUGUGUGUGGACUUUGGUAACGAAAACGCGUGCCCUAUAUUGAUUAUUUUAAACCGAACCUGAUAACCUGAAGUGAAAAACGCACAAAAACGUUCAGCUAGGAAAAAUGUCAGCGGAAUUCAAUAAAGCAGCAGAGGAAGUGAAGAAUUUGAAAACCAAACCUAGUAAUGAUGACAUGUUAAUGAUAUACAGCUUAUUCAAACAGACAACUGUAGGGGAUGUUAAUACAGCAAGACCAGGAAUGUUAGAUCUUACAGGAAAGGCUAAAUGGGAUGCAUGGGAAAAACAAAAAGGUAAAUCCAAGGAGGAUGCAGAGAAGGAGUAUAUUAAUAAAGUAUCAGAAAUGAAAGGCACCUAUGGAUUUGACAGUUAACCUAUAUAUUAUAUGUAGAUUGUUAAACCAUGAGUUGGAUGGACUUGACAGUUGAUCCUGUAUUAUGAAAUCGAACAAAUUUUUUUAAAUUUUGACUGGCAUCUUUAUAUGAUUAUUGUGAUUCAACAUGAUUUUCUUUGAUACUUUUUUGUUUACUAAAUAUACAUUUUUUUAUUAAUAUUUUAAAUUUGUGUAGACCUUACAUAAUUAUGUGACAUUAAAUUGAAUACUUAAACUGGUACAUUUCUGUAGUUAUUACAGUUUUAAAUCUUUUCAGGGUAAAUAGAUACUUUUUUGUUUGAUAAAGAUAUUGCAAUAAAAAGAUAUGUGUUCUUUUAAAACAUUUAAGAAAAAUACAAUUCUUAUUCUAUAAAUUAAUAUUUGAAAGAUCUACAUGUGUUUCAUCUGUGUAUGUUAUUUUGUGUGUUUUUCUCUCACGAAGAUGUCUUGUAUUUCAUGAUUAAAAACUGAAAUGCUACUAGCCACUUCAGUUAAAACAUUAUACAUUCAAAUAACACUUUUUAGUUCACCUGAGACUCAUAGAGCUGGUGUUACCUUUUCUCAUCACCUGGCAUUCAACAUCCAUAAACUUUUAAGCAUUCUUUUUUUUAAAGUAAAUUUGGAUGGAGCAAUUAAAGGAAAUGUCUCAACAAAAAUUCAUUAUGGGUGAAUGUAUAAAAUAAGAGGCAAAUCUUUAUUUUACUGACACACUUUUUUUUUUAUUGAAACCAUUACUAGUAUGUAAACUGUUUUAAAAAGUAUCAAUGGACAUCUUAACAAAGGAUUUUGUUUACUAAAUACUGAAAAGGGUCAGUGAAGGUAUAUAGUUACCAUUGGAAAAAAGCUAUUCUAUUUUGAAACAUGAAUUCAUAUUAGGAUUGAGAAUUGAGAACAGCAACGAUAUUUUUGGAUGUCUUGUAGGUUCCCCUUGAAGUCUAGAGCAUUUCAUCAUAUUUUCUAAAUUUAAAUGAAAAUUUGGACCACAGUUUGCAGGAAUAGUGUAUUAAAAGUCCCUUACAAAACAAUUCAAAUGUUUGAAAACCUGUUUUGCAAGAAGCAAUUUAGGAUUUAUAUCGGUCAGAUUUUAUAUUACUUCUAAAUCUCUGUUGAACACUAUGUGAAAUCACAUGAAUCUGGUGAUCAAUACAAGCUCUUGAGAACUUGAAUGUUCCCCAAAUUAUACACAAAUUGUUUUUAUGAAUAAAAAUGCUUUAUAUUAUAA
Mytilus californianus (California mussel) is the source of this 1632-nucleotide messenger RNA. Its product is annotated as acyl-CoA-binding protein-like. Gene Ontology annotation, biological process: fatty acid metabolic process. The transcript is spliced from 5 exons. Gene Ontology annotation, molecular function: fatty-acyl-CoA binding. Bases 144 to 410 code for a protein of 88 amino acids. Lineage: Eukaryota; Metazoa; Mollusca; Bivalvia; Mytilida; Mytilidae. The record is from RefSeq and is a predicted model, not a curated record.